Messenger RNA from Didymodactylos carnosus, 687 nucleotides. Lineage: Eukaryota; Metazoa; Rotifera; Eurotatoria; Philodinida; Philodinidae. The record is from the annotation of a GenBank genome assembly.
AUGGGCAAUAAAAUUACGAAAAAUAUUCCACCGUUACAUACCGCUGUUCUUAAACGUAUUCAUGAGAAUACGGAUUUUUUACCAAAUGAAAUACAAUAUUUUCAUUAUGAUUUUCAUAAAUAUGCACCCAAUGGACAAUUAACACUUGUAGAUUUUGAGAAAUUUUAUAAAUUAUUAUUUCGUCGUGGAAAUAGUGAACGUUUUGCCAAAUAUGUCUUUGAUGCAUAUGAUAUAAAUAUGGAUAAUAUUGUUGAUUUUGAAGAAUUUAUUAUGGGAUUAUACAAUACGACAAAAGCGGAUUCACCAGACAAAAUACGUUGGGCAUUUGAUUUAUGUGAUAGAGAUUGUGAUAACAAUUUGGACAUAAAUGAAAUUGAAAAUGUUGUUGAAGCUCUGUAUGAAAUGUCGGAAUAUGAUAUGCCUCGACAAGAAACAUACAUGGAAGCUUUAGACAGAAUAAAACAUUUGUUUCUUGGAAAUGAAGAUAAUGAUGAUUUGGUUGAUAGUGUGUCAAAAACAGAUUUUGUAAACAUUGUUGAAAAAGAUGUCACAAUUAUGGGUUUGAUUGAGUGUAAGACAAAUAUAAAUAAGAAACGAAAAUCUCAAAUAUUAUCAAAAAAACAAUUAAAUUUUAAACAGUCGAAACAAAAAUCAUUUUCUGAUAUGGCUUUACCCAUGAAAAAGUAA